Messenger RNA from Rhinocladiella mackenziei CBS 650.93, 1044 nucleotides. RefSeq names its product farnesyl pyrophosphate synthase. Bases 1 to 1044 code for a protein of 347 amino acids. The transcript has 2 exons. Gene Ontology annotation, biological process: trans, trans-farnesyl diphosphate biosynthetic process. NCBI's taxonomy places the organism in Eukaryota, Fungi, Ascomycota, Eurotiomycetes, Chaetothyriales, Herpotrichiellaceae. The record is from RefSeq and is a predicted model, not a curated record. Gene Ontology annotation, molecular function: (2E,6E)-farnesyl diphosphate synthase activity; dimethylallyltranstransferase activity. Gene Ontology annotation, cellular component: cytoplasm.
AUGGCGACCAAGACUACGCGAGCCGACUUUGUAAAGGUCUUUCCGACUCUGGUAGAAGACCUGCUGGGAGAGGCCCGAAAGUACCACCUUCCCGACAACGCGCUUGAAUGGUUCAAGAAGUCCCUCAAUACGAACACGCCUACAGGUAAACUGAACCGAGGAAUGUCGGUGCCAGAUACGGGCUCGCAGCUUCUCGACCGACCCUUAACGCCAGAGGAAUUCAAAGACCUCGGAACCCUGGGUUGGCUCACCGAACUUUUGCAAGCUUUCUUCCUUGUCAGUGACGAUAUCAUGGAUGCCAGUAUCACGCGUCGGGGAGAGCCAUGUUGGUAUCGACGGCCAGGAGUUGGGAUGGUUGCCAUCAACGACGCAUUCAUGCUGGAGUCUGGAAUAUACCUCAUUCUGAAGAAACAUUUCCGAUCACAUCCUGCAUACCUCGAACUGAUGGAACUGUUUCAUGAAGUGACCUGGCAGACUGAGUUGGGCCAGUUGUGUGAUUUGAUCACGGCACCGGAAGACCAUGUCGACCUGAACAACUUCAGCAUGAACAAGUACACCUUCAUUGUGAUAUACAAGACAGCAUACUACUCCUUCUACUUACCGGUCGCACUGGCCCUGCACUACCUUCAACUAGCGACGCCACAGAACUUGAAACAAGCGCAUGAUAUUCUGAUACCCCUCGGCGAGUAUUUCCAAAUCCAAGACGACUAUCUCGAUGCGUUCGGAGAUCCUGCAUUUAUUGGAAAGAUUGGAACGGACAUCAAGGAUAACAAGUGCGGGUGGUUGAUCAAUCAAGCAUUGUUGAUAUGCACACCAGAGCAGAGAAAAUUACUGGACGAGAACUAUGGACAAAAGGACGACGCCAAAGAAGCAAAGGUGAAGGAAUUGUACAACGAGUUGCAAUUAGAAAAGAGAUACCAUGAGUACGAAGAGAAACGAGUUGGUGAGAUCCGACAAAUGAUCGCGGCCGUGGAUGAAAGCGCAGGAUUAAAGAAGGGCAUUUUCGAGGUCUUCCUGGCGAAAAUAUACAAGAGAAGCAAAUAG